Messenger RNA from Suillus clintonianus, 1130 nucleotides. Its product is annotated as UbiA prenyltransferase family. The transcript is spliced from 4 exons. Gene Ontology annotation, cellular component: membrane. Lineage: Eukaryota; Fungi; Basidiomycota; Agaricomycetes; Boletales; Suillaceae. The record is from RefSeq and is a predicted model, not a curated record. Gene Ontology annotation, molecular function: transferase activity, transferring alkyl or aryl (other than methyl) groups. Bases 1 to 876 code for a protein of 291 amino acids.
AUGUCGGGCCUCGCAGCGACUACAUUGCGCAGUGCGCUACUCCAUCUCGAGACUGCUUUUCUUUUCACCAGAUCCGACUACAAGACAAUACUCUUCCCGGUGAUCGUUUUCGCGCUUGUUCUAUCUCCUCGUCGUCACCCGCUAGCCCUGUCUCACGCUCUGUGCUGGGUCUGGCUCCAUCUCCUACAAGCCAACGUCUCUAACCAAACGUACUCUGCACAUGAAGAUGUGGUGAAUAAGCCAUGGCGUCCUGUGCCGUCCGGGCGCAUUAGCGUCAGAGAUUGUCGUGCAUUGCGUUGGCGACUGACGGUCUUCUGCUUGGGUCUUUCAUUCCUUUCCAGCGUCAACGCACUGAUAUCUAGUGCGUUGUUAACCGUGGUCGAGAUCGUGCAUGACGACUUUGGUCUCAGUCACCAUCCCGUUUUCAAGAAUUUGUGCAACGUAGGGGGUUACACGACUUUUGAAAUUGGUGCUACAUUGGUCCUGUCGGGGGAAUCCUACCUGGAUGGAACGAGCAUAACAGCACUUGCCUGUAGUGCGCUUGUCAUAUUUAUGACAAUUCAUGCACAGGAUUUCGCAGACGCGAAUGGUGAUCGCAUGUCAGGACGACGAACUCUGCCGAUUGUAGCGCCCGAAGGUUCCCGUGUCUAUAUGCUCUGCGCGCUUCCGUUGAUUUCUCUCGCUCUUUCCUUCAUUUGGAGCCUGGGACCACUCUGCAGCGUUUUAUUUGUAUCUACAGGCUUAUGGGUCGGACUUCGGUGCUUUCUCUUCCGCGAUGAAAUUAAUGACCAGUCAACGUACUUGCUGUAUAAUAUGUGGCUUUUGGGUGUUCAUCUCUUGCCUGCUAAUGCACGAUUUCGUGUAUUGGCGUGGUAGUGCUGUAGACACCUUCCGCGAAGAGACCCAGCAAUUUUGUGCUAUGGUACAGUUGCGGACAAGCAAACUCGACAAAUUUGGACAUCACCAAAAGAUUGAUUUUUCCUGCUGCCACAAAUGACCCGGAACCCAUUUUUAGUGCAGAAUCCAUUGAUUGAAGACCAAAGCAACUGAUUUGCACGAGCAGAUUGUUACAAAACUGCCAUAUAAAAGUUUUGGAGGCCAAAAUUUUGGCCAACCCCUAAAUAAAUUGC